This is a messenger RNA of Rhodofomes roseus, 1675 nucleotides long. RefSeq lists its product as uncharacterized. The transcript is spliced from 3 exons. The record is from RefSeq and is a predicted model, not a curated record. Lineage: Eukaryota; Fungi; Basidiomycota; Agaricomycetes; Polyporales; Fomitopsidaceae. The coding region runs from base 168 to 1271 and encodes 367 amino acids.
ACCGUGACCUCAUGAACGAGAUCUUGGAGAGCAUCGAGAAGGGCUUGGAGGAGGAGCGCGGCCGCGGCACGCUGAAGCCAGACGAAGUCCAGGACCUCAUGUUAAAGCUGCGCAAGCUGAAAACGAAGCGCAACAACUGGCCGUGAUGUAGCAGCAACCGAUCUCAGAUGAACGAAUCUAUACGCACCAUUGGGACAUAUUCCUACCUACUUACCUCCUCAGACCUAAUCAUGACGACCAAACGCAUGCUUGUCCUUGGUUCUUGCCAGUUGUUGGUUGACCCGUCUCGUCGUCUCUUGGGCAUGUCAUGUACAUAUACCACACAUCUUGGCAUCAUAAAUCUGUCCGCACAUAGUAUUGCAUCUGCUCGCUAUGUACCGUACAUCGUCCUAGAGGAUAACCAAGUCGCCCUGGCAACAAUGACACCAGAAUAUGUGCGAAUCGUCCAUGAACUGCGGCUUGCGCGGGGCGGCGUGGUGCUGGACCGCGGCCGUCGACUGGGGGGCAGCGGACUCCACGACCGUCGGCAGACCAGCGGUCUUGAUGGUGGGCGAGCUGAGCUUCGCGGUCGCCGCGACCUCGCUGUCUAUGCGGGCUUUAAGCAUGCUCAGGCUCACGCGGCGCUUGUGCUGCGCCUCGGGCGAGAGGCCCUCGAACGUCGCCGAGGUGGGCGUCGGCGCGAGGUGCGACGGCUUGUGCGCGUUGAACGACGCGCGGCGGAGGUCGUCCGAAAAGUCGACCGGCCGGCUCGACGUGCGCGGGGGCAUUGGCGAGCGCUGCGACGCGCGCGACGGCGGGCGCAGGUGCGCGAGCUGGUCCUCGAGCGCGGUGACGUGCUUCUGCAGCGCGUGCGCGUGCGCCUCCGCCUCGAACACGGACGUCUCGAGCGUGCGCAUGUGCGACUGCACCGCGGAGAGCUCGAGCGCGUGUUGCUGCUUGAUCGCGCUGAGCAUCUCCUCGUCGAGCGCGUUGGGCUGCGCGGAUAUCGGCGUGGACGCCGCGACGCGGAGUUGCUCGAGCUCCUGGUCUUUCGCGGAGAGCUCGGCGCGGAGGGCCUCCAUCUCGUCUUGGGCGUGCUCGAGGAACUCCUGUGCUUCUUGCUGGGCGUCCUGCCGCUCAUCGAGCUCGCUCUGCAGGCCGGAGACUUGCUCCAUGUGCUCCUGCAGCGCAGACUUGAGUUGGUCCAGCUCACCCAAAUGGCGCUCGGUCAUUUGGUGGUAGUUGUUGCGCUCGGACUCGAGGUUACGGAUGACUGCACGGGCGGCAUCUAGCUCCGUUUGCAGAGAGUCGGACUCCUUCUGCAACUCGGAGCUAUUCGCGUUUGAAGACGAACGUUCCUUCUCCAGUGCAAGAGCGACCUCCUGGCGUUCUUGAGUGGCCAUAUCUUUCUCGUUGAGUAACUCGUCCAGAUUGGCUUCCAACUGUGCGAUAGUAGCAUCCCGACUGCGCAGAGCGGACUUCAGGCCUUCGACCUCCUCGCCAAGGUUGAGCUUUGCGUCGGUGAGCUCGACGAUCUUAGGACGCAUCUCGUCCAGAGAACGCAUCAAACCAACGCCUUCCGUCUGGAGCUCGCCCUGAAGUCGCUCUGCCUCCUCAGCACGCUUGUUCGCGCUUUUGAGUUCCGCCUGGACUUGCUGCAGUUGACGAGCGCCAUUGCUCAGCUGCGCAGCAAGAU